AUGCCAGGAGGUCGGAGGUGCCAGGAGGUCAACCAGCAGGAGGUCAAGAGUGCUAGGGAGGUCAUGGGUGCUGGGAGGCCGAGUGCCAGGAGGCCAAGGGUGCCAGGCCAAGGAGCAGGAGGUCAAGGGGUGUCAGGAGGUCGAGGGGUGCCAAAAGGUCGAGGAUGCCAGAAGGUCGAGGUGCCAGGAGGUCAAAGGUGCCAGGAGGUCGAGGGUGCCAGGAGGUCAACGGUGCCAGGAGGUCGAGGGGAGCAGGAGGGCAACGGUGCCAGAAGGAGGUCGAGGGUGCCAGGAGGUCAACGCAGCCAGGAGGUCGAGGGUGCCAGUAGGUCGAGGGUGCCAGGAGGUCAAGGGAUGUCAGGAGGUCGAGGGUGCCAGGAGGACGAGGGUGCCGGGAGGUCGAGUACUAGGAGGUCAAGGCCAGGAGGUCGAGAGUGCCAGGAGGUCAAGGGUGCCAGGAGGUCAAGAGUGCCAGGAAGUCAAAGGUACCAGGAGGUCAAGGCUGCCAGGAGGUCGAGAGUGCCAGGAGGUCGAGAGUGCCAGGUCAUGGGUGUCAGGAGGUCAAGGGUGCCAGGAGGUCGAGUGCCAGGAGGUCAAGGUGCCAGGAGACGAGGUGCCAGGAGGUCGAAAGAACUAGGAGGUCAAGGCUGCCAGGAGGUCGAUAGUGCCAGGAGGUCGAAGGUGCCAGGAGGUCGAGAGUGCCAGGAGGUCGAGAGUGCCAGGAGGUCAUGGGUGCCAGGAGGUCAAAGGUGCCAGGAGGUCGGGGGUGCCAGGAGGACGAGGGUGGCAGGAGGUCAGAAAGUACUAGGGUGGUGUGGGAGUCGAAAUGGUGCCAGGAGGUCAGAAGGUGCCAGGAGGGUCGAGAUGUGGGAGGUCAGAAGGUGCCAGGAGGUCAUGGGUGCCAGAGGUCAAGGUGCCAGGAGGUCGAGGAGCCAGGAGGUCGGUGCCAGGAGUCGAGGUGCCAGGAGUCCGAGGAGGUCAGAGUGCCAGGAUGUCAAGGCACAGGAAGUCAAAGAGUGCCAGGAGGUCGAGGGUGCCAGGAGGUCGGGGUGCCAGGAGGUCAAGGAGCCAGAAGGUCAAGAGUGCCAGGAGGUCAAAGCUACCAGGAGGGCAAGGGUGCCAGGAGGUCAGAGUGCCAGGAUGUCAAAGGCACAAAAGUCAAAGGUGCCAGGAGGUCGAAGGUGCCAGGAGGUCGAGGAUGCCAGAAGGUCAAGGGUGCCAGGAGGUCGAAGGGUGCCAGGAGGUCGAAGGGUGCCAGGAGGUCAAGAGCCAGAAGGUCAAGAGUGCCAGGAUCAAAGCUACCAGGAGGUCAAGGUGCCAGGAGGUCAAGAGUGCCAGGAGGUCAGGGGUACCAGGAGGUCGAGGUGCCAGGAGUCCAAGGUGCCAGGAGGUCUGCCAGGAGGUCAGCAGUGCCAGGAGGAUGUCAAGGCCAUGAGAGGUCGAGGCAGGAGGUCGAGAGUGCCAGGAGUCGAGGGUGCCAGGAGGUUAAGGGUGCCAGGAGGUCGAGGUGCCAGGAGGUCAAAGUACUGGGAGGUCAAGGCUGCCAGGGAAGGUCAAGUGCCAGGAGGUCGAGAGUGCCAGGAGGUCGAAGGUGCCAGGAGGUCAUGGGUGCCAGGAGGUCAAGAGUGCCAGGAGGUCAAAGAGGUCAAGAGUGCAGGAGGUCGAGAGUGCCAGGAGUCAAGGGUGCCAGGAGGUCAAGGGUGCCAGGAGGUCGAGGGUGCCAGGAGGUUAAGGUGCCAGGAGGUCGAGGUGCCAGGAGGUUAA
Messenger RNA from Homarus americanus (American lobster), 1764 nucleotides. RefSeq lists its product as uncharacterized. The record is from RefSeq and is a predicted model, not a curated record. The coding region runs from base 1 to 1764 and encodes 587 amino acids. Lineage: Eukaryota; Metazoa; Arthropoda; Malacostraca; Decapoda; Nephropidae. The transcript has 6 exons.